AGCAUUCAUGACAUGACAGGGUGAUUGAAUGAUGUCUUGUAUAUGAGAAGUCUCCCGUAGUCACUGGAAGACUCCUCCCUCCAGGCCCAACAAGGCAUGCAAUCUGCGACCCUCUAUCUAUCGGACGCGGUGUGAAGAAUGAGCGAGAACACCAUGGCUUCCUCACUGUCAGCCAACCUGGAGACUGCUUACAUAUGGGCCAGGGACUCUAUGGAGCAAGCAUCAAGGUUUCCUAUAAGAGUGCCUCAUCUUGUGAAUGCCAAGCAAGACAGGGCAGCUUUUGAGCAAGCCAAAGCAAUGGAACGCUUUCCUCUGCCACUGCCGCCACAACUUGCACAUGAGAUGAACCUUGGGCUUCUACAACAGCAGCAUCUUCAACAACAGCAGCAACAACAACAACAGCAGCAGCAACAACAGCAGCAGCAACAACAACAGCAACAACAAAACAGCCAUCAGAAUGAUAAGUCUCUGAGCAACCAUCAACAAUCCCCCAGCAAUGGUGCUAGCAUGCUGACCACCCAAUCCCAUGGUCAACCAGGCCCUAGUCAAGCAACAACCACUCGAGCCCCUACACCCGCUGGUCAAGGGUCCGGGAAGCGAGGUCGCAAACCAGGGUCAAAGUCACGCAACAGCCAGCCUGCACAUCUACACACAGGACUACCAGGGGAGGCUCGGGUACGACCCGGUCCGACCUUGGAAGAUAUAGGUGAGACACGGGAGUACAGGUGCAAGGUUUGCCCCCAGGUUUACUACAGUAAAUCAGACGUCUUGCUCCAUGGCCGCUCACAUAAAGAAGGCAAACCUUACAAAUGUGACGACUGCGGCAAAGCGUUCUCCAGCACGUCGUACGUCACGCAGCACAUGAAGGUGCACACGAAUGAGAAACCAUACCAUUGUACUUUUUGUGAGAAGGUAUUCAAGCAGCUUUCACAUCUCCAGCAGCACACACGCAUACAUACAGGAGAGAGGCCUUAUCGCUGUAACCAGCCAGGCUGCGAGAAAUCAUUCACCCAGUUGUCUAAUCUACAGCAGCACUGGCGGCGGCACAACAAGGACAAGCCGUACAAAUGCCGCGAUUGCUACCGCGCGUUCGACGAUCCGGACGUGCUGCAGAAUCACACGCAGUCCCACGAGAAUAACCGGCGUGAAAAGCGCUUCUCGUGCGGCGUGUGUGGAAAGUCUUACGUUCAAGAGCUGUACUUAAUGAAGCACAUGGAAAAACACCCCCAUAUCGUCGGUCAGGCGAUCAACAUCAUCAACCAUGUCACCAACUCGGUGACGACCAUCAACCCUCAUAUUAAUGCAGCGGGGCAUGCGAAUCCGCCUCCAGAGUUCAAGCCCAAGAAGAAGAAAAAGAAGAAGCAACAGCAACAGCAGCAGCAGGUUGCUACGUCAGGCAUUGACAAGUUUGACAACCCCAUGACGCUACCCCCCGUCAGCAUCAUUUCCAACCCCAAUGCCACCUUGGAACGCAACUCGUACAGCGUGCCCCCGCCAGCAGCCCCACAUCAUGAGGUAAGACAGGGUAGUGAGACGCCAGGGCCAAGUACCAGCAUCAGCAUGCAUUCCCAAGCCUCUCACCUGUCCCACACUAACGGCAUCAUGGCUAGCCAAGGUAUGGGGUUAGCACACAACAUCUCAACAACCUUACAUUCAGCCCUUCCACCUUUCCACAACCCUGCUGGGUUCCCCAUGUCAUUACCAGCAGGUGUUAACCCGGUAUUCUCCACCGUCUACAACAUGGCCAGAUGAGGGUCCCCAAGGUAACAUCUCUGUGGACAUAAGCCCUUCUGUCAGUCAGGCAACUAUGUCCACUUUCUCAUGCACAAACCUCACUCUUUUUCUGUGUAGAUCAGUGUAAACCUUAGCUGAAAACUAAGGUUCGAAUGACGACUCAAAUCAAAUGUUAUAUUCCAUAGGAGAUAUUUUUAUGACCAAUUAUAGCUUGACUGCAUUCAGUGACCAAAGUAGACUUGUCUAGUGUUUUGUUAUGUGUUGUAUUAAUUGUUAAUUUUGUUACUUGUUUUAUAUUUGUAAGUUGGUCUUUCUCCAUUAACAAAUUUAGGAAAGAUUCUCAGCAGAGCCCUCAAAAUAUCAGGUGACUGCUGUACUAAGCCAUUUCAAGAGAAAUUCAUUUCUAACAUCACUAACGAGAAUGACGAGACCAAAAGAUAAUCAGAGAAGAAUAUGCAGAUUUCUGGCACUCUGAAUCUCAAAUAAUCUGAACAAACACGUCUUCAAACUUCAGAGGAGAAUUGUGGUUUUCGUAAAUGUCAUCUAACCAUGCCAAAAAUUGUUCCAACUAUGAAACCUGAUGCAUUUCAAUUCAGGGAAAAAAUUAAUAUUUAUUUUUCGGGGGCUACUUUUCAAGCAUGCCUGCAUAAACAUAACACUCUAAAAUUGGUUUUGCAUUGAAGUCUAUGCAAAUUUACCGGGGCUCUUUUCUGAUUUUCGGCGAAUCUUUUGGGCAUUUCGGGGCAAAUUCGCCCUGAGCCCCCGUGUGAAUUUUUUUCACUGUUUCAGUUGAAAUUUCAAAGUUACAUUGAUCUUAAUCAAAUACCCAGCCCCACUGGACCUGCCUAGUUAGCUUACCUAGUUAAUGCUUUACCCUAGCAUAUGAAUUGUAAUUGCUUCGAUCAUUGAUUUUUCAUGGAAUAUUUUUGUGUUGUCGCUACCUUAGCAUUAGGAAAGGAUUGCAUAACCCCUCACAAGGGCUGCUUUUGUAAAUCACUCUAAACUUGUCUAAAACUUGCUGAAAAAGAAGUCCUGAUGAAAGAGAAAUUGUACUUUUUUGUGUCAACUGUGUCUUCUUGUACAGUGUAAAAAGUUUUAUUGUAUAAUUGUACUUUUUUGUGAAAGAGAAGUAGUUCUGAAAUGCAUUUUUGAUAUGAGAUGUUCCUUGGCAAGGUCUUGAAAAUUAUUUGUACAUUUGCAAGUUUGUAAAUUUUACCUAGAGUAAGAGAUGCUAUGCUUUAUUUUGUCGCCGCCGCCUUGUAUUUCAAUGUGAUUUAUGUUUGUCUAAGAUGUAAGUUAGAUACUUUUGCCCUGGUGUCUCGAUGUUGUGAAUGUAAUUGUGGAUGUACUAGUAACAAUAUGAAGAGAUGCAAUCUUGUAUCCUGAUUGAAUUUGUAACAACAAAGAUUACAUAAAUAUAUGUAUUCAUUUUUAAAAAAAAACCCUGUAAGUAACCACCUUGAUCAUCGUCUGAAUAGUGAAAUUAUGCUGAGGUUAAGAAGAUGCGUAUUGUGUCAAUGUUUGAAGAGGCUGUGGAACUUUUUUAUUACUAUUAUUGUGCUUUUUUGUACUUGAAUUCUUUUUAUAUAAGAUAUCACUGAAAUCUCUAAUGGAUAAAGCCAACCAUAGUUUUUUUCAAAGAAGAACAGAAAAUCCAACAGUGAAAAUAUGACCUUGACUAGCCUAUCUGAACGUCAGUAUAAUUAUAAAGAAAUGUAUAGAUUCAUCAAUGAUUAUAGUAUGGCUUUUCUUGAAAUGAUACAAGAGUCAUAUUUCACAAAUCUUGGAGCAGAAUGAGAAGUUUAUCUUUGUAUCAGCUAUUAACCUGAGGACUGAACCCCUUUUAAAAUAGAAAAAAGAUUAGUUACAUGGCAACAAUGGGGGCGCCAAACAAUUCUUACCGGUAUACAUGUAGCUGGGCAUGUCCAAGAUAUUUGGCCAUGUGGUGCCCAAACAAAAUAUUGUGGAUUUAUGAACAUAAUUUCACAUCAAAUCUGUCUUUUUACAUCGUGUCAUGUCUGACCUUAGAUCCAGUUGAGCUAUUAAUUAACGUAAAGGCGAAAAGGUUUGGAACUGAGCAUCUUAUUACUAACUCCAAGAUGAUACUUCAGAUAUCCAGAUCUAAGAAAUCUAAGAAUACAUGGACAGUGAAAAAAUUGAAAUAAUUCCAACCUUGCUAGGAAUCUUACAUAUUAUCGCCUGAUUGGUUCUUUUUAUUUAUUCUGCCUUAAGAACAUUUUCAUGAAUUCUUAAAUUAUUUUAAGAUAAUCAUGGUUGAAAAAAGUAGAGAUAACGUAGGGUUUACAGUUUUUAUUUUUAACAUUGGUAUUGGUGCUAUUUGACACACUUUUUAUGUACAUGUAUAUGGAUUUUACAUUUGAAAAUGCAAUCAACGGAGACAGCCAUUGCCAGGUCCUGUGCAUUCUGUAUGCACUGCCUAUAGUUAUUUUUCUAGGAUUUAAGUACUGUUGAUGAAAUGUUUAUUAUUCAUUUCUUAUGGAAAUCAUUGAUUUUUUAAAUCUUUUUAUGCUCAUAUCUGUCUUUACCAUAAUCAUUUUUACCCCUAAUUUGACAAUGUGAUAAUUGUAAAUAACUUUCCCUUGUAGCUAAAAAAAAAAUUCAGAUAGUACUCUAAAUUAACAUUUAAAAGCAAAACUUCUAUCAGUGUGCCAGAUUCUUGAAAUAUUUGAAUCACACUACUUAACUUUGCAAAUUAAGAGGCCGGGUAAUAAUAUCCAAUGUUCUUUGGAAGAUAUGCUAUAUCAUAAUGUGAUGUGCGCUAUCCAAGAACAUCUUUAUGCCUUGCAGCAAUCAUGAUUGUCAAUAGAAUUUUGCAAAAAUUACAUUUCAUGAAAGUUUCAAGUUUGAAGUAAUGUACUUUUGUUUAAAUUGUAAAAUUGUAAUUAUAUUAAAUAGAUAUAUUUUAAAACAAUACUAGCCCUUUGAAAUUGAACAAUGUUUAAAAUCAGAAUAACACUGGUUUUAUGCGAUAAAACCUUGACUUGCCAAAGAUAAUUUUGGAAUCUGUAAAAAUGGUUCAGAUUGAUUUAACUCUUGUUUUAUAAAAUGAUUAUGCUCAAGCCUGCCUUUUAUUGUUGAUGUAUUACAAGUCAAAACGUUAAUGUUUGGAUGUUACUCUCAAAGGCAAUGCAUUGUUAAUUUGUUCCUUCGAUUUCUAUCUUUAGAGGUCAAGAGGUCAUGAGUAAUUGGACCUAUUUUAAGACCUCUUUCACUGUUAGGAUUAGUGUAAAAAUAAUCAAACGUCAAGAAUCCAGUUACGCUUCAUUGAAACCAUGAUCAAAUCAUGUUGUCCAAUUCAUUCCCGCUGUUAUCAAUAUGAAAAUAUUUUGUCAAGUACUAUGAUGUUGUAUAUAUAUAUCACCAAGUGAUUUCGUUCUUGAAAAGUUUUGUUUCUUUUGUGAUGUAACUUUUGUGUUUGUUCCAAGCACACGUUGUAAAUGAUGAAAUUUAGAUUUGUUUAAUUUCACAAGUGGAUCACGAGUUUUCUUCAAAGGAAUUCUGUUCAUGAUCUGUUUUGUUAAUCUUUAUUCCUCUUUGUGUUGGUUUCAAACCAAUUAGUGACUCACCACGCACAAA
This is a messenger RNA of Strongylocentrotus purpuratus (purple sea urchin), 5331 nucleotides long. Its product is annotated as zinc finger protein 362. NCBI's taxonomy places the organism in Eukaryota, Metazoa, Echinodermata, Echinoidea, Camarodonta, Strongylocentrotidae. Gene Ontology annotation, molecular function: DNA-binding transcription factor activity, RNA polymerase II-specific; RNA polymerase II cis-regulatory region sequence-specific DNA binding. The record is from RefSeq and is a predicted model, not a curated record. The transcript has 3 exons. Gene Ontology annotation, biological process: regulation of DNA-templated transcription. The coding region runs from base 139 to 1752 and encodes 537 amino acids.